UUACCAUAUUCUUCUUCUUUCACUUCAUCAAAAACCUAUUAGGGGCGGAGGCAUACCGGCGGUGAGCAAACAUGGUUCACGUUGCGUUUUACCGUAACUAUGGCAAAACUUUCAAGAAGCCACGUCGUCCAUAUGAGAAGGAACGUUUGGAUGCUGAGUUGAAGCUCGUCGGAGAGUACGGUCUUCGCUGCAAGCGCGAGCUUUGGAGGGUUCAAUAUGCUCUUAGCCGUAUCCGUAACAAUGCUAGGACACUUUUGACACUGGAUGAGAAGAACCCUCGUCGGAUCUUUGAAGGUGAAGCACUUUUGAGGAGAAUGUUCAAACAUGGUCUUCUUGAUGAAACACAGAACAAGCUCGAUUAUGUGUUGGCUCUCACUGUUGAGAAUUUUCUUGAACGUCGUCUUCAGACUCUUGUGUUCAAAUCUGGCAUGGCUAAGUCUAUUCACCAUGCUAGGGUUCUAAUCAGGCAGAGGCACAUCAGGGUUGGGAGGCAGGUUGUGAACAUCCCAUCCUUCAUGGUAAGGGUUGAUUCACAGAAGCACAUUGACUUUUCACUCACAAGUCCAUUCGGUGGUGGUCUUCCUGGUCGUGUGAAGCGUAAGAACCUUAAGGCUGCAGCCAAGAAGGCUUCCGGUGGUGAUGGUGAUGAGGAGGAUGAAGAUUAAAUUAUGAUUUUCAUUUUCUUAGAUCCUUGCUCUAGCCUUUUUAUAUCUGUCCUAGACUUUAGAUUUUCUAUCAUGCAAAUGACUUUUACCGUUUUCCCAUCCCUGUUUAUUGUGUGAGGAAAUCUUUGCUUGAGACAUGUUGUUUUUGAUCUUUUCUUUUCCAAGUAUUAAGUUUUGCUCCAAUACAUUUAAAUGAUCUUUGUUAUAAUUGAACCUUUUACUUGAUGGUGUGUGUAAGAGAAUAUUAUUUAGCAGUUUGAUAUUGCAUGUUUUGAUGGUA
This is a messenger RNA of Medicago truncatula (barrel medic), 945 nucleotides long. RefSeq names its product 40S ribosomal protein S9-2. Gene Ontology annotation, biological process: translation; ribosomal small subunit biogenesis. Gene Ontology annotation, cellular component: cytosolic small ribosomal subunit. Gene Ontology annotation, molecular function: rRNA binding; structural constituent of ribosome. The record is from RefSeq and is a predicted model, not a curated record. The coding region runs from base 72 to 665 and encodes 197 amino acids. The transcript has 2 exons. NCBI's taxonomy places the organism in Eukaryota, Viridiplantae, Streptophyta, Magnoliopsida, Fabales, Fabaceae.